AUGGAGGGAAGGCGCGGCCCCGCCCGCGGCCCCGCCCCCGCCCCGUGUGUACAAACACAAAAGGCACGCGCGCGCGAGGGGAUUCCCUGUCCCCGCGUCCCCCCGGCCGCAGCCGCGCGGGCUCGGCCGCCACCCCCGCCGCGAGGCACGGCCUCGUCCGCCGCACUUGGUCCUGUUGGGUUUUGGGCGGGGCGGGGCGCGCGGCUGUCCCGGCCCCGGCGCUGCCCCCUCCCACGGCCAGCCCGUGCUUUCCUCCCGGAACUCGGCGGCCAGCUAGCUCUUGUGUCUCCUGAAGGGCCGCAGCGCUGCUCCCGCCCUGCCGCUGGCAGCUCUGGCUGGUUUCAAACGUAUGAGGAAAGCCGCAGGCAGGACUACAGGGUAUUGUCUGCCCACUGCCCACAGCGGAAUACAGGGAAAGCCCAGAGAAGGAAAAACUAUUCCAGUAUUAUCAGGUUUUGCACCUUCGUUUCGUCCUCGUUGAUUAAUGCCAUUAAACCCGUGCUUUUCCAGGGCUGCAGGAACAGCUCCUGGUCAGCUUCCAAUGCCAGCAUAAUGCACUGGCCCAGUUGGAGGGAGAGCUACCAGAUCAACCCCAGUGACAUCAGAGACUGCAGGAACAUCUACAAACAACUGCAGCAGCUGCUUCCCUUUGCAACAGCACACAUUACAAGCCAAACAAAACACAGCAGAGCAGAUGAAGUUUGCCUUUUUUGAGGUUAACUGGACCAAAAAAGAAAUAAAAAGGGAGUCCAGAGUAUUAUCAGAGUAUGGUUGUUUUCAAGCAACACUGCAGGUAAUCUUCCAGAAUCAUUUGAGAAAGGCUUCCCACUACAAAAGACAGGCACGAUUUGUCACCAAACUCCAAAGGGUCUCUGAUCAAAGAAGAAAUAUUUCUUUCCUAUCCCCCCAAAAGCACAAACUAAACAUCCAAAUUACUUAGUCAACAGAUAAAAGUCCUCUCCUACCACCCAGGGAAAACCAGGGUUGUUAUUAGUUUUAUCUAAAAGCUACUCUGACAUUUUGGUGAUGGAAGGAGUAUAAAAGACUACCUUUAUUUAUCUACAGCCUUCACCUGACUCCUCCUUUCUUUCCUCUCCUCCCAGACCCAGUUCUCCCUUCCUGUUCUCAAUCAGAUCCAUCUCUCUUCUUUAACUUGUUGAACCUCCAACCAACCUUUGCACUCUAGAUCUGCAAGUUCUCACCUAUUCCCUGCCCCAGCUCCCAGCCUGGUGGCCAUUUCCUUAUUUCAUAUUCCCUACACACCUCUUUGACUCAAUGUAUUUGCUCAGACAGUUGCAUUUUUCUCUUCUUUCUGUUUGGUUUUUUUUCCCUAUCUCUUUCAUCCUCUUGAUUCUGAUGCCAAACAGUUCCCACCUUCCCCUAGUUUUUCAGCCAGCCCCAGUCCCAUACCUGCUGUGUUCCCUUCUGCAGCUCCCAGGCUGGACAGCUUUUCCUAGCCAAUUUCAAUCCCAUCUUUAAAAAACACUGGACUGUGUUGCUUCAUCCUCACUCCAGUCCUGGCAGGCCUGCCACCCAGUUUGUUGUUAUGGCUGCUAUGCACUUACAAUUUCUCCUGGAAAUUAAAAUUAAAUGUCAGUACAAAAUGCUCACAAGCUUUAAAACUAUCUUUCUCUUAAAAUGCAUUUUGAUAGAA
This is a messenger RNA of Vidua macroura (Pin-tailed whydah), 1654 nucleotides long. RefSeq lists its product as uncharacterized. The transcript has 3 exons. The record is from RefSeq and is a predicted model, not a curated record. NCBI's taxonomy places the organism in Eukaryota, Metazoa, Chordata, Aves, Passeriformes, Viduidae. The coding region runs from base 1 to 714 and encodes 237 amino acids.